AUGGAUAUUGCUAGUCAAACUCUUAAUGUUUAUAUUGCUGUGGGAGUUUUAUCAGGUUUAGGUUUUAUUAUUGCUUUGAUUAGAACAUGGAAAUGGUUUUUAAGAUCUGGUAAAGAAAUAGUCGAUUUAGGAACAAUUGCAAUAUUUACCUUUCAUUUAAUUGGUAUUAUUGGUACAGUUAUUUUACUUGUUACAGCUGGUGCUUCAGUUUGGUGGUUAUUGAUUAUUAAAAAACAAUAUGAAAAUAUUUCUUAUGGAGAUAUUAGUUCAUUUGAAAAUUUAAUAAAAUUUUUUCUUAUUAUUUCAUUUGUAUUAAAAACAAUUGAUAUUAUUCAUUUAAUUGUACGACAAACACGAAUAGAAAUAUUUUUUAUGGAUUGGGAACGAACAAAAAUAGAUUAUCAUAAGAUUUCAGUUUGGCGAACAAAUUUUGUAGCCAAUGAAUUUAAUGAAAUUCAAACUUAUCGUCGUAUUAAUGUAACAUUAAAAUUAUUUUUUGUUUUAUUUUUUCUUAAAGUAGUCAAUCUUGAAAGUCUCUCCUGUGUUAAUAAUGAAUUUACUCUAUCUACAUCUCCAACAAAUUGCACAGAAUACAAUCCAAUUUUUCGUACUGGAAUAGGAUUUAUUACAUUAUCAGGCACUUCGAUUAUUCAAUAUCUUGCUUUUACAUUAUUUUAUCAACGUAUAAUUGCAGAUAAAAUAAUUAAUUUUAUUGAUUUAUGUUCGGUAUCAAAUAUAAGUGUAUUUAUUCUUGAUCAAUAUUAUCACGGAUAUUAUAUUCAUGGUCGUUCACCACAUGGUAAAACUGAUGUAAAUAUAAAAGAAAUAAUUAUGAAUUUACAUCGUGAAGAAAAUCAAACAAUUGGUACAAGAGGUUUACAAGAUAAUUCCGACGAACAAAUAUUUAUUAUGAAGAUUAAUAGAAAUUUUAGAAAACAAUAUGAAUUAUUAUUUCGAAAUUAUUAUAGUUAUAUUGGUCCACGAAAAACACGUGAAGAUACUGAACGUUAUACAGAUAUGUUACUUCAGUCUUAUCAAAAUUUAAAUGGGUUUUUAUGUGCAUUCAUUGAUCAUUCAUUGGCUUCAUACAAAUAUUUUAUUCGUAAUCGAUAUUUUCUUGAAAAAAUUUUUAAUUAUGAAUUUCAAGCUCGAGCAAGCACAGAGUUAGAUGGUAUUACUGAUAAUAUUUUAUAUCCUGAUAACGAAAAAACUUUUACAAAAACAUUAUUCUAUGGUGAAGAAAGUUCUUUAUUUAUAUGGAAUAUAGUUACAUUUCUCUUUAUUGAUGCUCUUGCUAGUAAUUAUAUAUUAGCAACUGUCAUUACUUAUAUACUCAAUUCAAUUUUUACUGGUAUACGUAAAUCAUUUGGUCGAAGAAAUUUAUCUCGAAAAACAUUAAUUCCAAGAAACUUUCUAAUUUAA
Adineta steineri is the source of this 1422-nucleotide messenger RNA. The record is from the annotation of a GenBank genome assembly. Lineage: Eukaryota; Metazoa; Rotifera; Eurotatoria; Adinetida; Adinetidae.